Molossus molossus (Pallas's mastiff bat) is the source of this 1685-nucleotide messenger RNA. RefSeq names its product acyl-CoA thioesterase 9 (gene ACOT9). Gene Ontology annotation, biological process: acyl-CoA metabolic process. The record is from RefSeq and is a predicted model, not a curated record. The coding region runs from base 150 to 1508 and encodes 452 amino acids. NCBI's taxonomy places the organism in Eukaryota, Metazoa, Chordata, Mammalia, Chiroptera, Molossidae. The transcript has 15 exons. Gene Ontology annotation, molecular function: fatty acyl-CoA hydrolase activity. Gene Ontology annotation, cellular component: mitochondrion.
CUGCCGGGGUGCGGUCCCGAGAAGCGAGUUCUGGUCCCGCUCUGGCGCUUGCUGUCGCACUUGCGCGUACUCGCCACCGCUGCUACUUCUCUCCGCCGACCGGCGCGUGGGGUCCGGGGGUCCGGUCACGCGCGCAGCGGCAGAGCGCGAUGAGGCGUGUGGGGCUUCGGCUUCAUACCUUGAACAAGGGGCUACUUACUCCUGUCAGAGGACUGACUCAAGGAUUCCAGAAUCCUGAAAAACAGAGAGUCUUCCACAUUCAUGAAGUUCGAGAUAAGUUGCGGGAGAUAGUAGGAGUAUCCACAAACUGGAGAGAUCAUAUGAAAGCAAUGGAGGAAAGAAAAUUACUUAAUAGUUUUUUGGUGAAGUCACAGGACGGACUGCCACCAAGGAAAAUGAAAGACAGUUAUGUCGAAGUUCUUUUGCCUUUGGGGAGUCAGCCUGAAUUACGAGAGAAGUAUUUGACUGUUCAAAACACCGUAAGAUUUGGCAGAAUUCUUGAGGAUCUUGACAGUUUAGGAGUUCUUAUUUGCUACAUGCACACCAGAGAUCAUUCAAUUAAGAUGUCUCCUUUAUCGAUAGUUACAGCCCUGGUGGACAAAAUUGAUAUGUGUAAGAAAAACUUAAGCCCAGAACAGGACAUCAAGUUCAGUGGCCAUGUUAGCUGGGUUGGGAAGACAUCUAUGGAAGUGAAGAUGAAAAUGUUCCAGUUACAUGGCAGUGAAUUUUGUCCUGUUUUGGAAGCAACAUUUGUAAUGGUGGCUCGUGAUUCUGAAAAUAAGGGGUCGGCAUUUGUAAAUCCACUCAUCCCUGAAGGCCCUGAGGAAGAAGAGCUCUUUAGACAAGGAGAAUUGAACAAGGGGAGAAGGAUCUCCUUCAGCUCCAAGUCGUUACUGAAAAUGGCUCCCAGUGCUGAGGAGAGGAUGACCAUACAUGAGAUGUUUCUUAACACGCUGGAUCAAAAGACUAUAAGUUUUCGAAGUCGAAUUUUGCCCCCUAAUGCAGUGUGGAUGGAGGAUUCAAAACUGAAGAGCUUGGAAAUUUGCCACCCUCAGGAGAGGAACAUUUUCAAUCGGAUCUUUGGUGGUUUCCUUAUGAGGAAAGCAUAUGAGCUUGGAUGGGCUACUGCUUGUAAUUUUGGUGGUUCCCGGCCAUUUGUAGUAGCAGUGGAUGAUAUCAUGUUCCAGAGACCUGUCGAUGUUGGCUCAUUGCUGUUUCUGUCUUCCCAGGUUUGCUUUACUCAAGACAAUUACAUUCAAGUCAGAGUCCACAGUGAAGUGGCUUCUCUGCAAAAUAAAGAGCACAUGACCACCAACAUCUUUCAUUUCACGUUCAUGUCGGAGAACAACGUGCCCUUGGUUUUCCCCAGAACAUAUGGAGAGUCCAUGUUGUAUUUAGACGGGCAGCGGCAUUUUAACUCCAUGAGUGUACCGAUGGCCUUGAAAAAGGACUACCUUGUGGAACCCCAGAGAAACCCACGCUUGCUGGAGACCAGCGUUCCUCAGUGACGUAGUGCCUGAUGAAGGCCUCACCACGUGUCCUGGUGUUAGUGUUUAUACUUCUCCUCCAUAGAGAAAGAGAAUGUAUUCAGCUUUUAGGAUGGUUAGAAAAGCAGAACCAGAGAGCGGCUGGGUGGGGCAGAGGGAGAGACAGUUACUAAAUAAUAAACACUUUCAAAAUGAUUU